Molecule: messenger RNA, 6082 nt
Organism: Hippopotamus amphibius kiboko
Lineage: Eukaryota; Metazoa; Chordata; Mammalia; Artiodactyla; Hippopotamidae
Gene: ARL16
Product: ADP ribosylation factor like GTPase 16
Exons: 4
Coding region: 226-648 (140 amino acids)
Molecular function (GO): GTPase activity; GTP binding
Source: RefSeq, a predicted model, not a curated record
GGGCGCCCUGAUGGGGGACGGGGUGCCUGGGGUGGGGUCCAGCCGGCGCGCCCUCCUUGGUCCCGCUCGGAGUCCUUGACCGCCUCGCACAGCUGAGCUCCAGGGAUGGGAAGGGCGACCUGGGCGAUCCUCCCCCGACGCGGCCCACGGUAGGCGUCCGGCCUCCUGCAGGUUUAGGAGAAACGGGUCCCUUUGCGGUUAGCAGAGCGCUUUGGGUUCCUUUAAAUGGAAGCUGGGGUCCGGCAGGUGGGAACCAACCUAACGGACAUCGUGGCUCAGAAAAAGAUCACCAUCCGGGAGCUGGGGGGGUGCAUGGGCCCCAUCUGGUCCAGUUACUAUGGAAACUGUCAUUCUCUUCUGUUCAUGGUGGACGCCUCUAACCCCACCCAGCUCUCUGCAUCCUGUGUACAGCUCCUGGGUCUCCUUUCGGCUGAACAACUUGCAGAAGCAUCAGUUCUGAUUCUCUUCAAUAAGAUUGACCUGCCCUGUUACAUGACCACAGAGGAGAUGAAGUCGUUAAUCCGGCUGCCGGACAUCAUUGCUUGUGCCAAGCAGAACAUCACCACGGUAGAAAUCAGUGCCUGGAAAGGCACUGGCUUGUCCGAAGUGCUACGCUGGCUCCAGGACACCCACAGAACUAAUGGUUGACUGCAGGGCGGAGGAGCAUGGCUGGCCCGCUCUGUGGCAGGAAGGCAGAGGUGGCAUUGCUUGGCCUCAGGUUGUCUGUUGCUUUUAUAAGGGCAAGAUAAGCCCUAGAAGAUGGGGUUCUGUGCUGAGUUGCAGUGAUGGGUAAACUAAGGCCCCCAAGUUAUAGAAACUCCUGACAUCUGCCCUCUGGCUCCAGGGCUGGGAGAGGAGGUCAGGCCUGUGGGUGGCUUGUGUCCUACACCAUUCUGGGAUGGUUCUAGGGAAUUUGGUCCUCUCUCUCCAGGAGAUCUGUUCUGUCAACUCUGAUACAAACUCCAACCUGUUGAGUUUCUGAUAUCCUGACGGUGUAAGGGAGCUUGUGGGAAAACAACUAUCGCUUGGUGCAUUUGUGUCCUAGGGCCCCAGUAACGAAUCACCACAAAUGGUGGCUUGCAGCAGCAUAAGCUUAUGUUCAUGGUGCGGGAAGCCAGAAGUCUGAAAGCAAGGUAUCAGUGGAGGUGGUUCCUUUUGGAGGCUCCGAGGGAGAAUCCGUUCCUUGCUUCGAGUGGCUGUUGGUGCUGCGUGGUGUUGUUGGCUUGUGGUUUGCAGGAUUUGAAUCUCUGCUUCUGUCUUUUCUUCUUAUAAGGAGGAUGUAGGGCCCACCCUAAAUCCAGGGUGAUCUCAUCUAGACAUCCACAAUUACACGUGCAAAGAUCUUUUUUCCAAAUAAGGUCACCUUUGCAUGUUUCGGGGAUUAUAACUUGGACAUAACUUCGGGGGCCACUAUUAAGCCUCCUACAGUAAGAAACCUUCUGCUUUUGAGUGCGAUUGUGAGUUUUCUACAACAGCUUUGUCUCAGCUGGUAGUCUAGGUCAUUUGGCCAUUGGCCCAGCCCCUCAGCCUCCUCGUGGUUUCUAGUUGGUUACUUUGCAGGGGUGGGAGGAGCUCUGUUCUACAGAGGUUGUAAAUGGCACCCCGAGAAAGCUCUGUAUGUCCUGCAGAGCAACUCAGGCUCAAGUCUUCCCUUCCCUGUUGAAGCAGUAGGCCUCCUGGUUCAAUGCUGCUGCUCACUGGGAAAGGGUGUCUCUUGGCUCUUGGCUGUACAGGGCCUGUGCCACCUUCUUAGGCAGACCACAUAGGUGCCAGCAGUCCCCCUCCCAUGUGGGUCUGUGGAGAUGUCACAGGACCCACAGUGACUGGCUAGCAGAUGUCCCCCAAUCUCAGGGCACUGAGGAGAGUGUGGCCACACCUUGAAGUGUCAACCAGUCAUAGGCCACGUUCCUAGUUCACCUUUUGGCUCAAUGCAGGUGUGUUUUAAUGAAGCAUUUUAGCAUUUUCCGAAUGAGGCUGGUGCAAGUGGCACUGUUGAGGCCCCCCGAGGGCCUUUGGAAGGCCUGCAUGGCCCCCAUUGCCCUCAUUGGGCCCCAGGGCCCCAGCACCCUUGGGUCUCUCUAGAGUGGGGACAGUCCACACCAGCCUGCCUCAGCCACCCUGUGGUUGUGCCUUUUCCUCACCCACUCUGACCCCAGGGGUUGUCCCCCACCCCCACUCUGGCCAGCUGUGGGUAGAAAGCUCCAGGUCAGCUAGGGCUUCAGUUCCCAUCAAGCUUUGCUUCAAACUGCUAACGUGCUAUAAGUGACAUAAAUUCUACCUUCCAUGUCCUCUGGUGAGGCUGCUGGGGAUUGUGCCAGAGAGUGGGAAAAAGCCAGAACAGCUCAGGAAGAGAUACUGAGGAUGGGGGAGGGACAGACCUGGGAUUUCUGGGUUCCUGCUGGGGGCAGAGGCCACAAACUCAGGGGAGACAGCUCUGAAUGGCCCUGUCCGGAGAUGGGAAUACCCACUGGCGCUCGGGAGAGCCACUGAGCCUGCAUCUCCGGGUUUCCAAGUAUAGAUUCCAGCCACAGAGUGACUGACACCUGAGAAUAACAUGCUGGUCAGAUCUGCAGGGGUUUGUUUUGUUUUGUUUAAACCAAGAGAAAGAGGGUGUUUCAACUAGAGGAGGAAGUCUCCUUCCUCUCUGGCUCCUAAGCUGACAUGCAGAACAGGCCACCUUGAGUGAGAGCCUCAUGUACAAACCAGCAGUCUUCCUGUUAGCCUACCUUGUAAACUGGUGUGUCUGAUGGGGCGCACACCCCUGCCCCUGCCAUCGGGGCCCUCUGCUGUUCUUGGUCUGGGCCUAGUGAGUGCCAGGAUCUCAAAGAAGGAGCAGCGGCGACUUUCCUGGUGUUCCAGUGGGUAAGACUCUGCGCUCCUAACGCAGGGGGCCUGGCUUUGGUCUCUGGUUGGGAAACUAGAUCCCACAUGCACACUGCAACUAAAACAUCCCACAUGCUGCAAUGAAGAUCUGGCACAGCCAAAAUAAAUAAAUAAAUAAAAAUGAAUAAAUUAAAUAAAAGGAGGAGGAGCAGAGAAGUGGCCCCAAGAGGGGCUCUAUUCCCCACACACACCCCGUGAAGCGGGGGCAAGUACUCCAUCCAGCGGGAGGGAAAGCAGCAGCCAUGGCAGUUGCCUGCACAGCCCACCGUGGACCCCCAGAUUCCAUGUGGAGGCUCAGGGCCCCCUGAAGUCAAUACUGACGUCUCAAAAGUGCUGAUGCCGCCACCUGGUGUCCAUGUUCCCACUCUGGCUUGGGGGUGCAAGAGUCCCCCGGGUAUCAGCCAAGGACCACAGCAAAGACCACCUCCUGCUGGCCCCAGGCCCAGAGCAGGCCUAGAGCACUAGUGCCAGCAUGUGCCAGUACAGGCUGGCUUGCCCUUCUCUGUGGCCUGAGGCUCUUGAUGCCACCAGGUACAGUUACACUUAAAGAUGCCCAGAUGUGGGACUUUGCUGGUGGCCCAGUGAUUAAGAAUCCACCUGCCAAUACAGGGGACAUGGGUUCAGUCCCUGGUCUGGGAAGAUCCCACAUGCCAUGGAGCAGUUAAGCCCAUGCACCACAACUAUUGAGCCUGUGUGCCACAACUACUGAAGCCUGCACACCCUAGAGCCCACACUGCAGCUACUGAAGCCCUUGCAUUCUAGGGCCUGCAUGCCACAACUACUGAGUCCGUGUGCUGCAACUGAAGCCUGUGCACCUAGAGCCUGUGCUCUGCAAGAAGAAGCCACUGCAAUGAGAAGCCUGAGCACCACACAAUGAACAGUAGCCCCCACUUGCCACAACUAGAAAAAGCCCAUAUGCAGCAACAAAGACCCAAAGCAGCCAAAAAUUAACAAAUAAAUAAAUUUUAAAAAAAGAUUCCCAGAUGUUUAAAAAUGUAUGCAAAUAAAUAAAAAUAAAAUAAAAAUGUAUGCAAUUUAUAUAUGAAAUAAAAAUGUACAUAUAAAAACAUUCUUUUAAUUAUAUAAGAUAAUUAUGUAUAUGAAAUUUAUAUAUAUUUGUAUAAAACAAAUAUAUAACAAUAUGUUUAAGAUAGUUCAGUUGCUCACCUGUUAAAAACGAGUAAAAGAAAAUCAGUAGUUCCAAAAUAUCAGUAAAAUUAGACAAUUUAAUGAAUUGUGAAUUUCAUUCACAAAGUGAUAGUCUUUAAUAUUCAGGAGUAAACUGUCAAGAUAAAGGACAUGUAUGAAAGAAAGUACGAACUAGCAGCAAGGAACAAAAUAUUUAUAUAUAUACACAGUGGUUCUUAACUGGGGCAGUUUGGCCACCACUGGACAGUAAGGAAAUAUUUUAGAUGGUACAGCUGAGGGUGGGGACUGUGCUCCAGCAUCUACAUGUAUCUACGAAUAUAGAGAGAGGGAGAAAGAAAUUCAUUUUAAGGAAACAGAUCAUGUGAUGAGGAUGGCAAGUCCAAAAUCUGCAGGAUGGGCAGCAGGCUGGUGACACAGGUUGGUGAUAUAUGUCCAGUCUGAAGGCCAUCUGGGGCAGACUCCUUGCUUUGCAGGGGAGGUCAGUCUUUUCUUUUUCUUUCCUUUUUUUGGCUGUGUUGGGUCUUCAUUGCUGUGUGUGGGCUUUCUCUAGUUGUGGCGGGCAGGGGCUACUUGCGGCCUCUUCAGUGCAGUGGCUUCUCUUGUGGAGCACAGGCUUUAGUAGUUGCGGCACGUGGGCUGGGGCUUCAGUAGUUGUGCACAGGCUCAGUAGUUGUAGCUUGUGGGCUCUAGAGCGCAGGCUCAGUAGUUGUGCACGGGCUUAGUUGCUUCGAGGCACGUGGGAUCUUCCCCGACCAGGGACUGAACCCGUGUCCCCAGCAUUGGCAGGCAGAUUCUUAACUACUGUGCCACCAGGGAAGUCCCAGUCCUUUCUAUUAAGGUCUUUAACUGAUUGUAUGAAGCCCACCUGUAUUAUGGAGGGUAAUCUACUUUACUCAUAAGGUCUAUUGAUGUAAAUGUUAAUUUCAUCUGAAAAACACCUUCACAGAAACAUAUAGAAUAAUGUCUGUCCACUGGUGGACAUUAUUAAAGUGAAUUCCUUGCCCUGAAGAAGUGAUGGUCAGAUGUUCAAACUGGUGCAAUAUCUUCUGUUGUGAUUCUCUCACAGUAUUCUGAGUAUUUGCAUCUACCACCAGGGCAGCAAAGCACAGUCCAGAGUUGGUGUCGCUUUGUGUCAGGACCCUCUGUAGACCCGGGCUUCUGGCAUCAAUCUGACUUGCCCCCUGUACUGAGAGCCUGCCCACCAGAGCACCUGCCAUACAGCCAUCUGUGGUCUUUUUUUAUUUUUAUUUUUUUAAGAACUUUUAUUGAGAUACAGUCAACAGACAAUAAACAGCAUAUAUUUAGAGUGUACAAUUUGGUAUCCCAAUCUCCCAAUUCAUUCCCCCCCAACCCUCCCCGCUUUCCCCACUUGGUGUCCAUGUGUUUGUUCUCUACACCUGUGUCUCUUUUUGUGCCUUGCAUUUCCUCUUUCAUCGUUGUUAGCAUUUGCCUUAUGUAUUGAGGUGCUCCUAUACUGGAUGCAUAUAUAUUUAUAAUUGUUAUCUACUCUUCUUGGAUGGAUCCCUUGAUCUUUAUGUAAUGUCCUUUCUUGUCUCUUGUAACAUUUUUUAUUUUAAAGUCUAUUUGAUCUGAUAUGAGUAUUGCUACUCCAGCUUUCUUUUGAUUUUCAUUUGCAUGGAAUAUCUUUUUCCAUCCCCUCACUUUCCGUCUGUAUGUGUGCCUAGGUCUGAAGUGGGUCUCUUCGAGACAGCAUAUAUAUGGGUCUUGUUUUUGUAUCCAUUCAGCCAGUCUGUGUCUUCUGGUUGGUGCAUUUAGUCCAUUUCCAUUCAAGGUAAUUAUCAAUAUGUAUGUUCCUAUUACCAUUUUCUUAAUUGUUUUGUUGUUGUUUUUGUAGGUCCUUCUCUUCUCUUAUGUUUCCUGCUUAGAGACGUUCCUUUAGCAUUGUUGUAGGGCUGGUUUGGUGGUGCUGAAUUCUCUUAGCUGUUGCUUGUCUGUAAAGCUUUUGAUUUCUCCAUCGAAUCUGAAUGAGAUCCUUGCUGGGUAGAGUAUUCUUGGUUGUAGGUUCUUCCCUUUCAUCACUUGAAAUAUA